AUGUUGCCUUACUCGUCCUACAUGCUCGCAGCAGUAGCUGCUUUGCUAGCGACUUGCCAUGCGCUGCGUAAAUGUCCGGGAAUCCCUGGGCUGCCUGGUAUCCCUGGGCUGCCUGGAAGAGAUGGUCUGAAAGGACAGCCACGUCUACCAGGUCUCAUAGGACCCCCUGGAAGCCUGAUGGGGCCUCCUGGGAGAGGUGGUCUUCCUCAGCUGCAAGGUCUACCUGAUUCUCUGGACACAGAACUCCUCAAUGUUUUAGUGAAUUUGAAACACCGACUUUCCAGACUUGAAGGCGUGCUUACUUUGAAUGGGAAAAUAAGAGAAGUAGGAGAGAAAAUACUUGCCAGCAAUGGGAAGGAAGUUGAUUUUGCAUCUGCGCUAAAAUCCUGUGAAGAGGCUGGAGGAACUCUUGCAACUCCCACGAAUGAGGAGGAGAACAAAGCUGUUUUGAGUAUCGUGAAACAGUAUAACCGAUAUGCUUACUUAGGCAUUAAAGAGGGUGAGACUUCAGGUCAGUUUAAGUAUAUAAAUGGCACACCUCUGAAUUAUACCAAGUGGUACCAAUACGAGCCUAAUGGCAAAGGGACAGAAAAAUGUGUAGAAAUGUACACUGAUGGGAGAUGGAAUGACAAGAAAUGCAACCUGUAUCGCCUUACCAUCUGUGAAUUUUAA
This is a messenger RNA of Phaethon lepturus (White-tailed tropicbird), 672 nucleotides long. RefSeq names its product pulmonary surfactant-associated protein A-like. Bases 1 to 672 code for a protein of 223 amino acids. Lineage: Eukaryota; Metazoa; Chordata; Aves; Phaethontiformes; Phaethontidae. The record is from RefSeq and is a predicted model, not a curated record. The transcript has 4 exons.